CUUUUUCUCCCUCUCACGGCCGGAGCUAGAAAACUCCGCCAGAAUCCGCUUCCACCACCAUUCUCUAUAUUUUCGGGGACCGACGCCCGGAUCUUCCAUCCUCACCGUUCUCCUCCGCCGGCGGUUAAAUCCCCCGGGGAUUUUGACCGAUUGUGGGAAAUGGACUCUCGUUUCCUCCCUAAUGGGGAUUUUUGACCGGCCACGGGAAAUGGACUCCUGAAACCUUCAAGAGCAGAGAGCCAAGCUAUCCAAAUGGAGGAUUCCGAUUGCUCUGUUUCGCUCUCCAACCUCAUCUGCCAAGAAGAUGGAUCAACUCUUCUCCUUGGCGAUGGUGAUGAAGAGGAAAAGAGUGAUAUGGUAACGGUUUAUAACGAUUGCUGCAUUUUCUCGGAAACAGAGGAGGAUGACUACAUCGACAUGCUGUUCUCCAAAGAGAGCGUCCGCUCCGACAGCAGAGGAAGCAGAGUAUAUGAUGACUCCUCCGAAGAUUGGCUGAAAUGUGCUCGCUCUGAUGCCGUCCGAUGGAUUCUGAAAACCAAGGCUUGCUUCGGCUUCUGCUCGAAGACGGCAUACAUGGCUGUGACUUAUCUCGAUCGCUUUCUCAUGCAUCGAAGAAUUGAUGAUAAGGGAAAGAUUUGGGCUGUUCAGUUACUGUCAGUGGCUUGUUUGUCUCUGGCGGCAAAGAUGGAGGAAUGCAAGGUCCCGGCGCUGUCGGAGUUCCGAUAUGAUUUUAAGAGCAAUCUGAUACGAAGGAUGGAGUUUCUUGUUCUGAAUACAUUGGAAUGGAGGUUGAAUUCAGUAACUCCAUUUGCAUAUCUAAGUUAUUUUGCGUCCAGGUUACAAGAACACAAAUGGAGUAAUUUGAUGGCAAGAGCCAUUGGAUUUAUUUUUGCAGCCACUGGAGUGAUGAAUUUAGUGGAUCAUCGCCCAUCGGUCAUAGCGGCUGCAGCAACUCUGGCCGCGUUUGAUGAAAGAUUAACUCAAAAUUUAGCUGAGUUUAAGAAGAGAACAAUCUCGCUACGUGGAUCACUGGAGACUGAGCAUGUGUUCUCCUGCUAUUGCCUGAUGAUUCAGGAGUCACACAAGGAGAAGCUGAAACCAUCAAAGAAUUUAAUUGCCACCACCUCUUUCACAGCAAGAAGCAGUAAGAGGAGAAGGUCAGAAUCGCCGCAUGCCGAGUAGAAAUCAAUCAAAUGGAGUUGAGAUGGAGUUCAGAGACCCAGGCAAUGGUUAUUUUUUUUGUUUCAGGGUCCAUGGGGCAUGAUUUGAUUCUCUACUUAAGUCAGAUUUUCUAAUUGAUGGAUGACUUAGCUUGAAAAGGUUUGGUUUUUAGUUUUUGAGGUCAACUUUCUCACACUAGUUGGCGUAAAAAGAAGGGAGGAAAAAAAAAUAAAGGCAAAAGCUACAGCUCAAAGUUACAAAAAGGCUGACUACGAGGAGAUAAACCCCAAUAGGCCAUGGCACAUAGUGAUUUUUGUGAAUAGGAAUGGAUGGAUUCCUUUUGGUUUAUAGCCCUUGUCAUUCAUUCAUGAAUGCUUGCCCAUAUUCGUUGUAAUUCCUUUACUGUUUUUGUUUGUCCUGAAGUGUGAUGUGGUGAGACCCAUGGGACCUGUGGAGGGAUCCUUGUGAACAGUAGUAUUGAAAGUCCAUUGCUAUUUGAGGUGGAGGUAUUUGGGACGCUUUGAUGAGUCUUGGAGAGAACUUCAAAGCAGCGAGAUGGCAUUGGCCCUGUCCCACAGGGCCUCGAUCGUGUUUUGUAUUCUAAUUCCUCGUAGCGCACUCACAUCUAUGUGUAAGUGAGACGCUGAUUUACCAAAGAAAAGGAAAAAAUGAAAAAAAAAAAAAGCAGUGAGAGAGUGCUGGUAUGAUCAGAUGCACUUGGGUUGCAAGCUGGCCAGCUGAAAGCUUGUAAAGUGGGUGUAAACUGUGAUUGGAUUUUGCUUGGUCUUGGGAAUGAGAUGGUGCUGCCUUUAUUGUUUUGCUUUGUGCUGUGUCAUGAAGCCAGAACCGAGCUUUUUGCU
Molecule: messenger RNA, 2021 nt
Organism: Phoenix dactylifera (date palm)
Lineage: Eukaryota; Viridiplantae; Streptophyta; Magnoliopsida; Arecales; Arecaceae
Product: cyclin-D5-1-like
Source: RefSeq, a predicted model, not a curated record